AUGCGGCCGUGCAUGAUUUCCAACGUCUUGAGUGUUUUCGGCCGCGGCGCGAGUUUCCUCAGCUCGCGGGCCGCAGAGUUUGCUCUCGCGUCGGUGCCGGCGAUAGUGGAGCAGCUGGGGUCUGCGCCCGACUGCGUGCUCGUGGGCCGCGUCUUCGGUGGCCUGGGCCCCCUCGGCGUGCUGCUGCUGUCCGUCGGACUGGUGGUCGGCUUCGCCGCCGUCUUGAGACGGGCAAUGCGGGUGGCCAUCCUGUUGUCCGUGGGCGACCCUUGGCAGUUCCGACUCUUGCUCGCAGAGGCCGCCGCUGGCGUCGUGAAGCAGGAUCUGGAAGUGGAUCCAACUCCAGAUCAGAUGAAUGAGAAGAGAGCGUGGAUGUGCCUCACACCAGACGGGGACAUUUACGCGCACCUACUGGACGUCCCGUUCCUCGCGGGGAUCGCGGUCUUCGGGUCGACGGGCGACGUCGUGGAGGCUCGAGGCAAGAUCUACCGAAUGUCGAGCAAGACGUACGGCAGCGAGUGGAUGCCGGACCCCCUGGAGUUCUCAGACGCCGUGACGGAGGCCGAGCGAGCGGGGGGUCACUCCGCCGCCCGUCGCCUUCGAGGCAAGCAGGCACUACCAACGGGUCCGGCAGCUGGGGAUUCGAUACCGAUUCCGCCUGAGGUCACGCUCGAGUUCGACAGUCUCAGGGAUGUGAAGCCAUGGUACUGGCGUGUGCUCGCGGCCUCGGAGUCGACCCCCACUCACAAGGUGCUGAGCGGCUCGGCGGUGGACUGGGCCCUCGUGACUGAGCUGUACGCCCUCGCGAUGCGAGGGACGGAGCUGCUAGUGCUGAAGAAGGUGGACUCCGCCACGGACGGGAGCUCGGAGCUGGACGCCCGCGUGCUGCCUGUUGAGGAGGACGCGCACGGGAACCGGCGGCGGGACUUCAGGUCGGCGGUCGACGCCAUGACAGAGACCGCCUGGCCCGGGUGGCCCGUGCUCGGGCCUCGCACCGUGCAGUGGGUGCUCCAGUUCAUUCGGGAGCAGGGCGCGAUCCCCCGGGCCAGGCACACGAAGUGGAAGCACGAAGCACGCCUGGCCCGGGGGGAUCCUGGGGUCGGCGACCACGAACUCGUCAUGCGUGUGAUCGAGACGGCCGUGGUUUACGGCCAGCUGAAUAUCACAGAGUUGGCGUGCUUUGAGAUCUUUUGCCGACGAGCUCAAUUGUCAGAAUGGCGACAGAAGGAUCGACUGACUGGCGGGGCGAGCGGCCUAGACGACGAGUGCGCCGACGAGAAGCACUUGCGCAUGGGAUCUGGCGAGACGCGGGGCCACGUCAUGGUGGCCCCGGCCUUGCAGGGAGUUCCCCGCUCCGUGAGGUCACGUCUCCGCCGAAAGGCUUUUUGUGAGGACUGGGAGAAAGAGAUCUGCCAGGCCGUCAACUCACUCUAUUCAGUCAAUGCGGAGCCAAAGGAGCUUCAUCACCCGUCCCAGGCGCAGACGGAGGCCGUCCGCCACUUCGCAGAGGUGGUCAAGUCCUUCGGAGCCCCUGACGAGACGCCCGCGACAGCCUUCGAUGCGCUGUGCGGGUCCGACCCCGGCUACGGCGACGUGGCCGCCAAACACAUGCCCUACCAGCGCGACAAGGUCGCGCUACCUGCCGACGGCCCCUUCACUGAAGGUGAGGAUAACUUGUCGGGCGAGGGCGUGCAGUUGGACGACAAUUGCGACCUCCACAUGGCGCAGCUGGACAUCUCCAACGCUUUCUAUCGCAUUCGACUCCCGCCUGGUCUGCAUGAGCAUUUCGUUCUACCUCGGCUCAGUCGCCAAGCUUGGCUGUCCAUCGCGCCCGAGCUGGCUCACCCCAGCCAGCUCAUCCAGGAUGGGUGCAGGGUCGCGAAGCUCACGGAGACGACCACGGCGGCGGGGAUCUACGUCGACGGCGUCGCGGUCUUCAGUGGGGGCAGGGGGCUGGCGCUGAGGGGGUGCGAGAAGGUGGGCGUUGAGCUGAUGCGGCGCGGGCUCAUCGCGAAGGGAGUGGUGCCGCCGUGCGAGAUGCAGAGCUUCGCAGGCCUCACCUUCGACGCCGCCUCGGGCAAGACCAGCUUGUCUCGCAAGAGGCUGUGGCGCUUGAGGCUGGCCCUCCUGCGCGCCGCGGAAUUGGGCUCCAUCUCGGGCACGCAGCUGCGCCGCCUGGUGGGGCGCGUCGCGUGGGCCGCCAUCCUCCGGCGCGAGCUCCUGGCCGUGUUCAGCGCGGUGUACCGCUUCAUGGGCAAGGCCGGGUCCCGACGCUGGCGGAUGUGGGGCUCAGUGGAGACGGAGUUCCGCCUCGCGGCCUCGCUCGUGUGCCUCGCGGAGGUGGCGACCAGGAUGCCGUGCGCAGACGUGGUCUACGCCGCGGGCGCGUCGGGCGGCUCCGACGGGGACUACGGCAGCUACGGCGUGGUCAGGCGGGCGCGGCAGCCCGCGGACGUCGUGUCCACGGCGUCCGCCUCCGAGAAGUGGAGGUGCCGCGUCGGGGAGGAGGUCGCGGCCCGCGAGGCCGCCCUGGGCCUACCACCGCCUCCUGGCCGCCGGCCUCGCCAGGCCCGACGGGGGGGGGCGGACUUCGAGGCGGUCGGCCGCGAGCUCAUCGGGCAGCCCCGCGACUGGCAGCUGGUGGUGAGAGGGCGCUGGGCCUGGCAGCAGGACAUCGGGCGCACGGAGGGCCGAACGCUCGUGCUCGGCUGGAGCCCGCUCGACGAGGCCAUCGACGCCUACAUCGUCGAGCGCCACGGGGAGUCUGCUACGGCCAGGGCGGGCGAGAGCGGGCCCUGGCUGGGCGGGCCUCAGGGCGAGCCUGCAGGCCUCUGGCAGCCGGUCAACGCAGCUGCGCCGCUGGGCGCCCCUGGCCCCGCCGCUGACGAGGAGGGCGACUCUUCCAGCUCGGCCUCGAGCGGCUGCCGCGACUUCGAGCUCGACGGCACCCCUGCCGAGAAAUUCACGGCGCUGAGUGGGCAGGCGCGGGCACGGGGCCGCGCGUUCCUGGAGCUGAGCCGGGUCUCGACGGCGGUGCAGAAGCAGUGCCAGGCAGCGCUGGAGAAGUUCGAUGCCUGGCGCCGCCGUUCGAGGACGGCCGCGCGGAGCUUGCCCGAGCUGGACGCGGCGUUGGCGGAGUCCUUGGACGAGAAGUUCUUCGACUGCUUCAACCGCGACGCGGGCGACAAGCUGUUGGCCGCGAUGCUCCUCGAGAGGCCCGAGCUGCGGCAGCGCGGGCAGGACCUGCUGCCGCGCGCGCGGGACGCCGUCGCCGGCUUCCGCAAGCGGGCGCCGGGCCAGGCGCGGGCCCCGCUGCCGCGGGAGGGCCUCCUGGCGCUGGUCGGCGCGGCGGCUUGGAGCGGGCGCCUCGAGAUGGCGCUCGCGCUGACGGUGGCGUGGCACGCGUGCCUUCGGCUGCCGUCGGACCUGGUGGCCAUGGUGCGCGAGUCGCUGGUGCCGCCGCCGCCCUCGAUCGGGGGCCGACGCUGGGGGCUGCUGCUGUGCCCCGGGGAGCUGGGCGUGGUGAGCAAGACGGGAGGCGUCGACGAGGGGAUGCUGCUCGACGACCCUGUCUCCGAGAACCUGGGGGGGGCCUUGGCGGCGCUGCGCGAGCGGGUGCCCAGAGGCGGCCAGCUCUGGAGCUUCAACGCCGGCCACUUCCGAGCGGAGUUCGCCCGGCUGGCGGAGCUGGCAGGGAUGGCCAGCAUGCGCGCCUACCAGCUCAGGCACGGGGCGGCCAGCUUCGACGUGGCCACCGGCGUCCGCGACCUUGCUGCGGUGCAGCGUCGACUCAGACAUGCCGACAGCCGCCGCGCCAAGAGGUGCGAGAGGCACGCUCGCUACUGGGUGGAGGUGGCCAGCCUGCCCCAGGGCAUCGCCGACUACGGCAGGCUCCUGCUGCCGCGGUGGGUCGAGCUGCGCCUCGGCGCGGGCGAGGUCUGGUGGCGAGGCGACGCCGCCCAGGCCCAGUCACCGUUGCCGGCUGCGAGCGUGAAGAGGCACCUGCAUACAGCGCUGCAGGAUUGCCUCAAGCGCAGCCAGCGCAAUCAAGUGUUCUUGGAUUUGUUUGCAGGCGCAGGCGGCUUGGCCGCCAGUGUUCAGAGAUUUUCGAGCCUCGCCUGUCUCAGGAUCGAUGUGAAAGAUAAUCCAGCUUUGGACCUUUGUCCAUUAUGA
This is a messenger RNA of Prorocentrum cordatum, 4173 nucleotides long. The record is from the annotation of a GenBank genome assembly. NCBI's taxonomy places the organism in Eukaryota, Dinophyceae, Prorocentrales, Prorocentraceae.